Messenger RNA from Eriocheir sinensis (Chinese mitten crab), 2935 nucleotides. Its product is annotated as thiopurine S-methyltransferase-like. Lineage: Eukaryota; Metazoa; Arthropoda; Malacostraca; Decapoda; Varunidae. The record is from RefSeq and is a predicted model, not a curated record. Bases 112 to 798 code for a protein of 228 amino acids. The transcript is spliced from 6 exons. Gene Ontology annotation, molecular function: thiopurine S-methyltransferase activity.
UUACGGCUCCUACCUAAUCUACUGACAAAUGUUAUGUAACGAUUGCAAAAACAAUAGACUGGAGUUUGAGGCCAAUACCCUUACACGUCACUGUUUUCAGUCACUUCAAGCAUGGCAUCCGUACAUACCAUGAGUUAUGAGGAUCGUCUGGACACUUGGAAGGACAGGUGGAACCGAGGAGCAAUUGGAUGGCACCAAAGUGACAUCAACUUUGCCUUGCAGAACCAUUCCUCUAAGUUGCUAACAAAACCAAAGUGCCGGGUGCUUGUGCCACUCUGUGGAAAGACCGUUGAUCUUGAGUGGUUAUAUAGGGAAGGACAUACUGUGGUGGGCAUCGAUGGAGUGGAGCAAGGGAUCAUUGAAUUCUUCUCUGAGCACAACUUACCACACAUCACUGAAAAAUUGUCGUGGGGAAAAGUGUUCAAGACAGAAGAUGAGAAACUAAAAAUCUACUGUUGUGAUAUUUUCAAGAUGGAUGUGCAAAGCUUAGGAAAAUUUGAUGCGGUCUGGGACAGGGGUUCACUUGUUGCCAUUUAUGAAGAGGACAGAGAAAGAUAUGCUGAUUUAAUUAAAGGUUUACUUGCACCAGAGUUUUGUUACUUGGUAAAUAUUAUCCAGUACACACCCAAAGGAACAUUCAGAGGCCCACCAAGAAAUGUUCCAACUAAAUUAGUGCAAGAGUUGUUUGGUGACAUGUGUGCAUUGCAAGUGCUGGAGACCAGACUCUUGGAGGCUGCCAAUGAAUGGAAAUUAGAGAGUUUUAAAGAAUUGGUGGUGCUCCUCACUCCACGGGUGUAAGGCAACAUGCUGAUGGCACACUCCUUACUGAAGUUGGUCAGGCAGUCCAAGAGGUGUUAAGAGUAUAUUUUCCUAAUCAACUUUGGCAGUGUAUGUAUUACAGGAACAAGAAAGUUUUGGACUAUAGUAUACUACUAAAGUACAUCUCCAAAGCCUUGUUCUCUCAUGGGAAUCUCUCUCAAGGAGCUGGCCAUGGCAGAAGUGUCUCCAGUUAUCCCUGUUCUAGUAUUUCCUCUUAGUACAUUCCAUCACUCACUUACUAACUCACUCCCUCUAUCUUUCUCUUCUGCUCUCUCACUAACUCCCUCCCUCUAUCUCUCUCUUUUGCUCUCUCCCUCUCCAGCACUCAUCCUCUCCAUUUGUUCAUUUUACAGGUGGUCUCCUCCUGACACCCCUAUCUCAAUCCUGCCUGUAUGUACCAUAUUUCCUGCCAUAUAAGACGCUCUGGAGUAUAAGAUGGCACCUGUAAUUUGGCAAGACAUACUAAGAAAAAAAUAUAAAAACCACAUUUUCAUUGAACUUAAUGUAUAUGUAGUAUUACAUUUGGCCACUUUACUUACAAUUAUGACUACGAUACCGUACAUAGCUCUGUGCCCUUCUCUGUGUUCAAUGUGUUCCACUGUUGGUUGAAGAAUUACAGUGCUCUUACCCCUAGGACCUGUGACAUUGAAAUGGUAAAAAAAAGGGCUGAUUGGUAGAUUCACUCACUGCGCAGCGUGCAGGCGGUACCUUUCGCCAAGUUAUGAAGGAACUAAUCACACGGGGAUGCGACAUUCGAUGGGCAGUCUUCGUGUUGAUUUUUACUUUCAGGGACUAUACAGUAUACCUACUUUCAAGUAUAAAGAUAUGUUGGUUGAUUAAUUUCUGUCAAUCAUAUGUUUUAAUAUACUAGUUAUUUUUACAAUGAGAAACAAAAAUGUGUUUACAUUAAACACUUUAGUCAUCCACGGAUAUCCAUUCUUUCGAACAUGUAUCACAGAAAAUGUCAGCUGACCGAGCCACUGCACAGCAGAAAUACUAGCUCCAGACUAAUCCAUCAGUCAUGUUUGGAAUAAAGCAGUAAUAUAGAUGAAUUGGUGCACUGAAAACAAAAUCUCUAAGGUGUCUGGCUACACAUGGAGACUUACUGAGUGGGGUGAGGCCAAUGAAAUUGUUUAUUUCUAUAUGAAAUACAUAAUACAGACAUGUCAAUGAGUGACCUUUCCUGGAUGCAUAUUCCUGAGAUGUAUGCAGGUUUGAGUCAUAGGGAAAUUCCAGCCAAUUGCAGCUAUCAUACUGUCACUCAACAGUUGUGUGGCCAAUGGUGGGCAAAGCUUAGCUUUCUGCACACUCAAGGGCAGCACACUCACCUACCCACUCUCUGUAUUCCUCUUCCUCCCUCCUUCCCUCCCUCUCUAUAUGUCCCCUGGCCACAUACCCCAAACUUCCAAAGGGCUGUCAUGUACAGAUAUACAUUACUUUGCAAUAAUAUUUGCACUAAGUAUCAUACCAAUUUCUUUACAUGUACAUAUAAGCAUUUUUUUUAUAUUGGUUGAUAUUGGUUGAACACCAUCCUCACUUUUCUGGUUGAACAUUUUCCCAAUCAUGGACCAUUUCUUGAGCAUCAAAGACUGUAUUGCUUCUGCUCAUUGGAUGUUAUGGGUUGGGUUGCCAGUUAUUCAUUAUUCAUUUUGCCAAGUUGGUUUGAUGUUGUUGUACCAAAAAAAAAAAAAAAAAUGUAUAUUCACCAGAUGUGCCACUUAAACAUUAGGGUAAUGAUUAUGAUAUGAAUGGUAUAUCAUAUAAUUAUUAUUUAGAGUUAGCUUGGUGUAAAAAUAAAUGGAUCAUUUCAAGAACCAGAGGUGGUAUAUGCGACUUACUUCUCAUCUUUCAGGAUUAGUAAGGGUAAGAGAAUCCAGGAAUGUGAAAAAUAGGGAAUAGUACAAACUUGUGAAAAAAAAAGUUGAUUAUCACCAUAUUGUGAUGAUGAUGAUUUCCAUUUUAUAAGCAAAAUUAUUUAUAGCAAUUUUGAAGUGUUGACACAAGAGUUAAUAGUGCUUGCAAUAUGGGCUAAUGCAAGACUCUCUUGUAUCCCUAUCACAGCUGCCAGCAACCCCAAGAAUGCCUAUCACAUCCAUAUAAAAGAUAUUUUUCUCAA